This is a messenger RNA of Tripterygium wilfordii, 855 nucleotides long. RefSeq names its product mitochondrial import receptor subunit TOM20-1-like. The record is from RefSeq and is a predicted model, not a curated record. Gene Ontology annotation, cellular component: mitochondrial outer membrane translocase complex. Gene Ontology annotation, molecular function: protein binding. Lineage: Eukaryota; Viridiplantae; Streptophyta; Magnoliopsida; Celastrales; Celastraceae. Gene Ontology annotation, biological process: protein insertion into mitochondrial outer membrane. The coding region runs from base 167 to 739 and encodes 190 amino acids. The transcript has 7 exons.
AUAAUUAUAUUUGUAAUGACUGGUCAUCUGAAUCCGUGUACAUCUUGACACGUUUGCCCUUCUUUCCAUCACUUUGGAACCCUAAUGCAUGUAGCGGAAAGAAAAGGCAGAAAGACCUAACCUGGACUGCUAACGGCAUCUUCUGACAAAACAAAGAGUAAUAGCAAUGCCCUUUCGUAAGAACGAAAGCUCCAGGAAUCAAGAGGUACCAUUCUUAAAAGAAGAUAGACUACCUUACUUCGCAAAUAUAUGCGCUGCUGCAGAAACCCGCUACAAUAAAAACCCUCGGGACACCAAGAAUUUGUCACAAUGGGGAGAGGCUCUGAUUGGGUUGGCUGUACUCAUGAAUAACAUAGAACCACAACAACUGUUGCUUCGAGAUGCAAUUAAAAAGUUGAACGAGGCAUUAUCAAUUAAUGACAAAGUGACUGACACUCAUUUUGUGCUGGGACUUGCUUACCACAAGUAUGCAAUCUUAACUAAAGAGUAUGAUAAGGCCCUUCCAUGCUAUCAAUCUGCUCAUUACUCAUUCACUAUUGCUCACAAUCAGGAUUGGCACAAUGAAGUUUAUUCUGAGUGGAUGAGGUCGUGUCACCCGUGUCGAAGCACACACGAAUCAUGGCAUGAUAUACGUUUAAGAAUUAUGACAGGGAGACCAAUCAUUCCAACAAGUGACGAGGAACCAAUGUGUAUGAUGGAUAAGAUUGGAUGGCUAUUGCAGUGGCUAUGUUUGCUUUAGGAUUUGGGCUCCUGCUUCUUUAAUUGGGAACGUAAGGAAAUUGAACCUUGAUUAGUUAAUGUUUUUGAAAGUUGAGAACUAUGCAUAUUGGCAUUGGAGUAUUUUAUCUUUAUCUA